GGGAAAGAAAUUGGGGGCAAAAAAAAAAAAAUCUAAUCCAUCCCUGACCCUUGGGCGGGCGGUUGCCUCUCCGCCGGUCCGCCCUAAAACCCCGCCGCCGACGAAAUAAAACCGCCCAGCUCUGCGAGCACGCGAGUCAUGCCGCAGGUGGCCGCCCCUCUCCGCCUCCGCCUCCUCCUCCCCCUCUCCCAAACCCUAGCCCCCUCCCCCCUCCUCCACCUCUCGCGCCGCCUCUUCACCUCCUCCUCCUUCCCCUCCUUGGGGUGCGCCGCCAGCCUCCGCGCCCUCGCCUACCGCGGCCGCCACCAUCACCCCCGCCGCGGGAGCAGCACGCUCCGGAAGGCGCCCAGGGAGGAGAUGGCCGGCGGAGGGGAUAAGGAGGUGGCCUUCAACAGGAAGCGGGCGGAGGGGAUGGACGUCGGGAAGCGCGGGAGCAUGGAGCUCAAGGCCCGCAAGCUCAACCCCGUCAACACCACCUGCUACGUGCAGAUACUUGGUACAGGGAUGGACACCCAGGACACUUCACCUUCUAUUUUACUCUUCUUUGACAAACAAAGGUUUAUAUUUAAUGCGGGAGAGGGUCUUCAACGUUUCUGUACUGAACACAAGAUAAAGUUAUCAAAGAUUGACCAUAUCUUUUUGACUCGCGUGUGCUCAGAAACUGCAGGGGGCCUUCCAGGCCUGGUGCUAACUCUGGCAGGCAUAGGAGAUGAGGGCAUGUCGGUGAACAUAUGGGGCCCUUCUGACCUUGACUUUCUAGCUGGGGCAAUGAGAUCUUUUAUACCAAAUAGAGCAAUGCUCCACACACAUAGCUUUGGUGCCGAAUGCAAUGCAUCUUCUUCACAACCUAAGGACUCUUUUAUUAUUCUUGAUGAUGAAGUAGUUAGGAUAUCAGCAAUGUUUGUCAAACCAAAGUACCAAAAUGGAGCUGGUAGCUUGAAUGAUAUUGACUUGAAGCCAGGUGAUACUGCUAUAGUCUAUGCAUGUGAAUUGCCAGAAAUUAAGGGAAAGUUUGACCCUGCUAAGGCUGCUGCCCUUGGUCUGAGGCCUGGGCCCAAGUAUCGAGAACUUCAACUUGGGAACUCUGUGCAGUCUGAUCAGUUCGACGAAAUGGUUCAUCCAAGUGAUGUUCUUGGGCCGUCAAUUCCUGGACCAGCUGUUCUUCUGGUGGAUUGCCCUACACAAUAUCAUAUGCCAGAACUUUUCUCACUGCAACCCCUUAGCUCCUUUUAUGAAGACUCUUCGAACCAAAGAGAGAGUGGCAAGAAAGUAAAUUGCAUAAUCCACUUAGGUCCAUCCUCCGUGACUAAAUCUGUUGACUAUCAGAACUGGAUGAAAAGAUUUGGUGAAACGCAACAUAUCAUGGCAGGACAUGAAAUUAAAAACAUGGAAAUUCCUAUCUUGAAAGGUAGUGCAAGAAUAUCGUCGCGCCUCAAUUUUGUAUGCCCUCAGUUAUUCCCAUCCUCUGGGUUUUGGUCUGUGAAACCUGCAAAUGAUGUCAUGGAGAAUGAUAAGAGUACUUCGUUGGAAGCCUAUGGAAUUGUGUCUGCGCAAAAUCUGCUCAAGUUUCAUCUGCGUCCAUAUGCUCAACUGGGGUUGGAUAGUGCUUCUAUUCCAAGUUUGUUCACCUACAAGGAUAUUGUAGAAGAGCUUGUGUCUGAGAUCCCAGAGGUUAGGGAAGUUCCUGAACAGGUUCUCAAAUUCUGGCAAAAUAAUGCGAUUGUCAAAAAUAUACCACCAGCAGGCAGUUGUAUGCUGAUGGUUGAAGAGCCAUGGAUCGGUCAGAAAUCAGAUAAGCUAGUUGACGGCAGCCCAAACCAUCCACGGGACAAUCAGAAGAUCCCUUGUUGUGUGGAGGAUGCAUCAAGGGAAGAUAUGGAGAUUACAUUUUUGGGUACAGGUUCAUCUCAGCCUUCAAAAUAUCGGAACGUAAGUUCUAUAUAUAUUAACUUGUUUGCUCAAGGAGGUAUACUUCUUGAUUGUGGUGAAGGAACUUUAGGACAACUAAAGAGGAGGUUUGGUGUAAAUGGUGCCGAUGAAGCUGUAAAAAAUUUGAGGUGUAUUUGGAUUUCGCAUAUUCAUGCUGACCACCACACAGGGUUAGCUAGAGUUCUUGCUCUAAGGUCUAAAUUGUUAAAAGGGAUGCCUCAUAAACCCUUGCUUGUGAUUGGGCCAAGACCACUUGAGAGAUUCCUAAGUGCUUAUUCAACACUUGAAGAUCUUGACAUGCAAUUCCUAGACUGCAGGAAUACUUUGAAGCCUAGCGUCGAGGCUUUUCUCAGUGAAAAUGUUACUGGAUCAGCCACACCUCAACUAGAGAACACGAUGUUUGCCCCUGGAAGUAGAAUGGAGAACUACAACAGGAAGCCUGCAAGUCCAAGGGAUACCACAGCUCUUGCUAAUUUUAAAGAAGUUCUGCAGGAAUCAGGCUUGGACAUUCUGUACAGUGUCCCUGUAGUACACUGUCCACAGGCAUUUGGCGUUGUUUUGAGAGCCACAGAGAAGGUGAACAGUGCUGGAAAGGUUAUUCCAGGCUGGAAGGUUGUAUAUUCUGGUGACACACGGCCCUGUCCAGCUCUUAUAGAUGCAUCCAGAGAUGCAACAGUGCUAAUACAUGAGGCAACAUUUGAGGACAGUAUGAAGGACGAAGCAAUCGCGAGGAACCAUAGCACAACAAAGGAGGCAAUAGAAGUAGGCACAUCAGCUGGAGCAUACCGGAUCAUUUUGACCCACUUCAGCCAGCGAUACCCAAAAAUCCCAGUUAUUGAUGAGGUUGACAUGGAGAAGACGUGCAUUGCCUUUGACCUGAUGAGUGUAAACCUUGCGGAUUUGCCUGUCUUGCCCAAGGUUCUGCCACACCUGAAGGUCCUAUUCAAGGACGAGAUGGUAGUUGAGGAAGCUGAUGAGAUCCAAGAGGCUGCUGUGUACUGAUAGAUAAAAGAAUUCAAAUUAGUUUUGAUCGCAGUACUAUAGCUUUUAACAUUGUUUCUUUGACCUGAGAAUCCAAUUGAAGGCCGCCUAGCCAGACGGGAACGGGAAGGAAUAAACUAAAGCUGACCACUGUCAAUGCCAAGCCAGAAACUGCAUCUGCAGGAAGUUCCUGUUUCGCGGGGAACUGCGCGUCCGUCCAUCUGGUGCAGAAUAGAUUAGAGCUGUAUCAUUUUCUUCUCCUUUGCAAUUGUUUGUAAGUGCUGUGAAUUGGAUAUAAUAAAUAUAAAUUUGCAGCUAAUUUUUUUGGGACCGUGCCUGAGCACAUAAGAUAAAUUUGUAUCUGUUCGCUGUUCUUUUGAUG
This is a messenger RNA of Panicum virgatum (switchgrass), 3292 nucleotides long. RefSeq names its product tRNase Z TRZ3, mitochondrial. The transcript is spliced from 12 exons. Gene Ontology annotation, cellular component: mitochondrion. Lineage: Eukaryota; Viridiplantae; Streptophyta; Magnoliopsida; Poales; Poaceae. Gene Ontology annotation, biological process: mitochondrial tRNA 3'-end processing. The record is from RefSeq and is a predicted model, not a curated record. Gene Ontology annotation, molecular function: 3'-tRNA processing endoribonuclease activity. The coding region runs from base 139 to 2931 and encodes 930 amino acids.